AGAUAAUAUUCUUACUAAAUCAUGGAUGCCCAGAAUCAAGAACUCAACUUCGACGUCUGCGUGGUAGGAGCAGGACCACUCGGUCUUCUAGCACUUAAGAACCUUCGCGAGCAGGGACUCAAUGCAAAAGCGUUUGAAAGGCAAGAGUACGUUGGUGGAACUUGGCAUGCGUCAAACAAUAUCGAGCAGACAACUGCAUUGGAGUACACGACAGCCAACACCUCCAAGCAAUGCUGUUCCAUUACUGAUUUUCCUAUGCCCGAUGACUUCCCUGUGCACCCCCCUCAGAAGGAUCUCGAAAGAUACUUCGAAUCUUACGCCGAACAGUUUGGCCUAUAUCCGCACAUACGAUUCUCAGUCUCAGUUGACCAUAUAGAACGCGAUGAGCCACGAAAGGCCUGGAGAGUCUUUCUCAAGGAUGUUAAAACGGGGGUUGAAGAGGUCAGAACAUUCGGUCGCGUAGUUGUCGCUACAGGCAUGCUCAAUACCCGCCAUCUCCCCCACGUGAAAGGUCUAGAGAGGUUUUCUGGGGAUGCCAUUCACUCGCGGCAGUUCAAAGACGCCUCAAAGUACCAGGGCAAGAACGUGGUUGUCGUAGGUAUUGGCGCAACUGGUGUGGAUUCGACCUCGUUCUUGGUUAAAGCUGGAACCAACAAGGUCUAUCUUAGCCAUCGUGGCACCGUCUUCGUGCUCCCCAGGAGAGUCAAGGGGAAGGCUUUCGAGCACACAUUGAGUCGUCGUGUGUCCAUUUGUGUGAGAACAAUAGGCAACAUCGUGCCAAAUAUCCUUGCAGGUCUCAUGACCAAGAUGAUGAUCAAUAUGCGAGAUAAAGAAUGGCCACACUUGAAGGAAGUAUUCGGUACUCGACCAGUUGAUGGAGUCCUCCAUCGAGUUCCAUUGUUCUCCGAGCAUCUGGCGGAUAACCUCAAAGAUGGCACAGUCAAAUCUGUACAGGGCAUCAGGGAAGUAACUGGUCCCAAGACUAUUACUCUUACAGACGGUACGGUUUUGGAAGAUGUCGAUGCCAUCAUCUUCUGCUCGGGCUAUGGUUAUGACUUUUCUAUCGUCGAGGGCCCUGGCGAUCCGACCGACCCGGCCAUUGCCCCUGACCACCACAAGCGGAUUGAGGCGACAAAGUUCUACGGCGAGGAAAACAAGUUUGCACGUCUUUUCCAUGGCUUCAUCUCGGAGCAGUUUCCCGACUCAUUGGCGUUUCUUGGCCAUAUGAUUAUCAUGAGACCUCCAUUCGUACUUUACGAUCUCACUACCAUGGCUCUGGCGAGCUUGUGGUCUGGAGACUACCCCAUGCCGUCUGCCGAAGAGAGGCGUGGGGAUAUUGAUGAUCACUAUGACUACGUUGUCAACACACUCCAGAGAGGCCCGGCUCCUCAUCCUGGAUUUAGGUGGAGGGCGAAGCCAACUUACGAGUUUCUGAACCAAGCAGCAGGUACAGGAGUCACCGAUCGUUUGGGGUGCUUCACUUGGGAAGCCUGGAAGCUGUGGUGGAACGACCGAAAGUUUUACAACUUGCUUAUGGAUGGAACUGAUGUGCCCGCGGUUUACAGAUUGUUUGAAACAGGUCGAGGUCGCAAGCCUUGGCCUGAAGCCAGAGAGUCUAUAGAGAAGACAAACCAGGAGGUGAAGGAGCUGGGAGAGCAGUGGGAGAGGGAGAAUAAGGAUAAGAAGACAAAGUAAACCGAUGUUCAUGUGGCAAAGAAUUCAUAGUAUGGUAUUUCUAGCAACUGAAGUUGAGAAGUUUGAGGUUUUGGGCAUCCAAGACUUUAUAUAGUUAAAUCAAACAAUAAGCCCAA
This is a messenger RNA of Fusarium odoratissimum NRRL 54006, 1811 nucleotides long. RefSeq lists its product as uncharacterized. Gene Ontology annotation, molecular function: flavin adenine dinucleotide binding; N,N-dimethylaniline monooxygenase activity; NADP binding. The transcript has 4 exons. NCBI's taxonomy places the organism in Eukaryota, Fungi, Ascomycota, Sordariomycetes, Hypocreales, Nectriaceae. The coding region runs from base 22 to 1695 and encodes 557 amino acids. The record is from RefSeq and is a predicted model, not a curated record.